Molecule: messenger RNA, 1098 nt
Organism: Eucalyptus grandis
Lineage: Eukaryota; Viridiplantae; Streptophyta; Magnoliopsida; Myrtales; Myrtaceae
Exons: 2
Coding region: 1-1098 (365 amino acids)
Source: RefSeq, a predicted model, not a curated record
AUGGACGAAUUUGGGGAAAAAGACUAUCGCCCAGCCUUACUGUGUAAGAGGUUAGGGAACCUGAAAACCGAGGUGGAUGCUCCACCUCGAGAAAGUGUCAUUUCAACAGAAAUACUUGAUGAAUGCAAGCGCACGAUAUUCGGGAAGUUAUAUUCGGGAGGAGAUAUAAAUUACCAGGGCUUUAUCUCUACUAUGACGCGGGCUUGGAAGGUUGAUUCCCUGAAUUUUGCGCAACGAGAAUCGGAUAUCUUAUCCUUCACAUUUGAAUCUGAAAGGGAUAAAAAUAGAAUAUUAGCCAAUAGCCCAUGGUCUUUUUCGAGUAAUUUACUGAUAUUAAAACCGUGGGAGCCAAACAAACUAGCACAAUGCUACAAGUUCACAAGCUGUGAAUUUUGGGUUCAAGUGCAUGGUCUCCCAAUUGAAUGGUGUAGUGAAGAGAUAGUGUCUCUUGUUGCCCAACAACUAGGAGGGGUUAAGGAAGUAAAAGUGGAGAAAAGAGGAGUGGCUUUUCAUAAGGUGGGUAAAGCUAGAGUUGAUCUGGAGCUGGAAAAACCUUUAAAACCAGGCACCUUAUUUAAUCUGGGAGAGGAGAAGGUCUGGUUAGACUUUAAGUACGAGAGGCUACCUAGAUUCUAUUAUUCAUGUGGACGGGUUGGGCACUUUACAACCAACUGUAAAGAAAUCCCGUAUGAUGUAGCCAAAAUUGAAGAUAGAAAGAACAACAUGUUAGGCAAUUGGCUAAAAGCUGAGGUAAAAGGAAACAGCCCCUUUUGGGAGUUAUUUUAUGAUGAAAAAGUGGCUGACCAAGAGGUGGAACCACAGGAUGACAGUGUCAUCUCUUCUCAUGAUACUCAAAUUGUUAUCUUUACAGGAGAGCAAACUGAAGCAAACAACUCAGAACUAUCACAAUCUCAAAGCAGGGCACAAAUGGAUGUAAUUUUACUUGACAUCCAAUUGGAACAGCAAAAAGAGAAAGGAAAAGGCAUUGUGUAUGCUGCUGAACCAAAGACUUUGCAGGAUACUCCUAUAAGUCUUUCUGAAGAUACCAGGGGUAGGGCUUUGGUGGCUAGCCCAAAUAAGCCACCGGUUCACAAAUGA